AGUCGCAUCUGACGAUCGUCAAUGCGCGCGCGUUUCAAUUUAACUUUUAUUGACGAUAUCUGUUGUAGAAUAUAUUUUUUUGUGAUUCAAUAAAUCAAAUUGAUCGGAUUAACUAGACAAUUUCAACUGAUUUGAAUCUUCACAGCUGGGAAUUUCGAUCGCAUUGUUGAGAGUUUUUUUAAAUACUCUGUGGAGCUAAUAAAUCUCAUUCGGCAUCACGUGUUUAUUCCUCGAACAAGUGUCAGUGAACCUGUUGGAGAAUUCCUAGAUUCAAGUGUCGAUUUUCUUUUUAUUUUUACUGAGGAUAAUUCGCAGUGCGAAGGAACUGAUAUAAAAAUGAUGCAGCGUCAGUCAAGACAAUCAUCAAUCACCGUAUCAAAUUUGUGCCGACAGUCACUAAACAAUGGCACAACGAGUUUAAGAUCACGAACAACUGGGACAAUAGUGUCAUCAGCCACAUCAAGAUCAACGUUAAGUAAUUCAACAUCAAGUUCAUCAAGUUCAACCUGUCCGCCUGUACUUUUGUCUGUGCUAGCUUGGUCAGUAACGCUACUUCUGAUCUCAUCGUGUCUUGGUAUUGCUGAUGCUGGAGUACUAAUGGGACAUCCACUUGGCAAACGUUCCUUCAUGCAGUUGCAGUGCAAGGGGAUUUACGAUAAAAGUAUCUUUGCAAGAUUGGAUCGUAUCUGCGAGGACUGUUACAACCUUUUCCGGGAGCCACAGCUUCAUACCCUGUGCAGGAAGAAUUGCUUCACGUCGGAUUACUUCAAGAGCUGUUUGGACGUUUUACUUCUGCAGGAUGAAAUGGAGCAGAUACAAAUAUGGAUUAAACAACUCCAUGGCGCUGAUCCUGGGGUUUAGGCAAGAUUGCUUUCAAACUAAAUACUUCACGAGUUGCAUCCAAGCCCUGCUGCUGGAGGACGAGAAGGAAAAGUUUCUGGA
Molecule: messenger RNA, 942 nt
Organism: Diachasma alloeum
Lineage: Eukaryota; Metazoa; Arthropoda; Insecta; Hymenoptera; Braconidae
Gene: ITP
Product: ion transport peptide-like
Exons: 4
Coding region: 337-861 (174 amino acids)
Biological process (GO): circadian rhythm
Cellular component (GO): extracellular region
Molecular function (GO): neuropeptide hormone activity
Source: RefSeq, a predicted model, not a curated record